Nicotiana attenuata is the source of this 1824-nucleotide messenger RNA. RefSeq lists its product as uncharacterized. The coding region runs from base 1 to 1824 and encodes 607 amino acids. Lineage: Eukaryota; Viridiplantae; Streptophyta; Magnoliopsida; Solanales; Solanaceae. Gene Ontology annotation, biological process: DNA integration. The transcript is spliced from 4 exons. The record is from RefSeq and is a predicted model, not a curated record. Gene Ontology annotation, molecular function: nucleic acid binding; RNA-DNA hybrid ribonuclease activity.
AUGCAAAAUAUUUUUGAUGACAUGCUUCAGAAAAACGUGGAGUGUUAUAUUGACGACUUGGUAGUAAAGUCAAGAAAGAAAGAUGAUCACUUGCAAGAUUUGAGGAUGGUAUUUAAACGGCUUCGGAGAUACCAACUCAGAAUGAAUCCGUUGAAGUGCGCUUUUGGAGUUACUUCUGGGAAGUUCCUCGGUUUUAUUGUUCGACAUCGAGGUAUCGAAAUUGAUCAAGCUAAGGUAUGCCAACCAUUUAGUCGCCUCAUGAAGAAAGGGGUUCCUUUUGAAUGGGACCAAGCUUGCAGAAAUGCUUUUGAAAGCACUAAGUCUUAUCUGAUAAAACCUCCAGUACUGGCAGCCCCAUCUGGAAAGCCAUUAAUAUUAUACAUUUCAGCACAGGAAAGGUCAGUAGGAGCGCUUCUCGCUCAAGGAAACAAUGAAGGCAAAGAAAAUGCGCUUUAUUACUUGACUAGGAUGGUAACGCCAAAUGAGCUCAAGUAUUCGCCUAUUGAGAAGUUAUGUUUGGCACUUGUCUUCUCUAUUCAAAAGCUGAAGCAUUACUUCCAAGCUCACGUUGUGCGACUCGUCUCAAGAGAAAACCCUAUCAAUAAAGGACAAGCAUUAGCAGACUUCCUAGCUGACCAUCCGAUUCCAGAUGAUUGGGAGUUGUCCGAUGAAUUGCCUGAUCAAGAUGCAAUGGUAAUAGAAAUUCAGCCUCCUUGGAAGAUGUAUUUUCAUGGCGCUGCACAUUGUGAAGGAGCUGGCGCUGGAAUAGUGUUUAUCACUUCUCAAGGAGAAGUUUUUCCCUAUUCUUUCACUCUGACACAACGAUGCUCCAAUAAUGUUGCUGAAUAUCAAGCGCUUAUACUUGGGCUUGAAAUGGCUGUGGAUAUCAAACAAUUGCAAUUACAAGUGUUUGGAGAUUCCAAGUUAGUGAUCAAUCAGAUUUUGGGUAGCUAUGAGGUCAAGAAGCAGAACACAAGUGGAUGUUGCCAAAGAUGGGUAGUUCCUCCACCAAAUGACUAUGAGGAAGAAGGAAGCGAAGUUGAGCAUAUUGCUUCCGUUCUUGAGGUUGAAAUUGAAGAUUGGCGACAACCAUUAAUAGAUUAUCUUUGUUACGGUAUAUUGCCAGAAAAUCGUCGAAGGAAAAUGGAAAUCCGAAGGAGAGCCCCUCAUUUUCUUUAUUACAAGAAUACACUCUACAGACGAUCAUUUGAUGGAGUGCUCCUACAUUGUUUGGGGACUGACAAAUUCCUUCAAGCCUUUCAAGAAGCACACUCUAGAGUAUGUGGUGAGCAUCAACCUAGGCCAAAACUUCAUUUCCACAUAAAAAGAAUGGGGUAUUAUUGGCCAACCAUGGUGAAAGAUUAUUUGGAUUACGCUCAGUGGUGUAAAGCUUGCCAAUUCCAUGCUAACUUCAGACAUCAACCACCUAAAGUAUUACACCCAAAUGUUUCUUCUUGGCCAUUUGAUGCUUGGGGUUUGGAUGUUAUUGGUCCAUUGCCAAAGUCUUCUGGUGGACAUCUAUACAUUUUGGCCGCAACUGAUUACUUCUCGAAGUGGGCUGAAGUUGUUUCUCUUAAAGAAGUAAAGAAGGAAAAUGUGGCUAACUUCAUCCGAGUCAAUAUUAUAUAUCGAUUUCGCAUUCCGAGAUAUAUAUUGACGGAAAAUGGUAAGCCAUUUGAUAACAAGUUGAUGAAUAAAAUAUGUGAUCUUUUUUGCUUCAAGCAACGCAAUUCCUCCAUGUAUUAUGAUGCUGCCAAUGGACUUGCUGAAGCAUUUAACAAGAUACUCUGCAACUUGUUGAAAAAGGUUAUUUCUAAGUCUUAG